AUGGCUGUCAGUUUGUCUUCAUACAGAAAGGAAACUCACAAAAUAUACAGACAAAAACUAGAAGAGCUCACCAGUCUUCAAGCAACUUGCAGCAACGCCAUCAGUAAACAGAGGAAAUGUCUGAAAGACUUGAGGCACAGUUUAACCAAGUGCGCACAGACGUGUGACGAGAAAGAGCUGAAACUAAUAACUGACAUCAAAACACAAAUAAAAGAUAAAGAAAAUGUUUUCUUUGACAUGGAAGCAUAUUUGCCAAAGAAAAAUGGACUAUACUUGAAUUUGGUCCUGGGCAACGUGAAUGUAACCCUUCUCAGUAACCAGGCAAAAUUUGCCUACAAAGACGAGUAUGAGAAGUUCAAGCUUUACAUGACAAUAAUCCUGAUGUUCGGAGCAAUAACCUGCCUCUUCUUUCUAAACUGUCGGGUCACUGAUGAAAUCUUCAACUUUUUGUUGGUGUGGUACUACUGCACAUUAACAAUAAGGGAAAGCAUCCUCAUAAACAACGGCUCCAGGAUCAAAGGGUGGUGGGUGUCUCACCAUUAUGUCUCCACCUUCUUGUCAGGUGUUAUGCUGACAUGGCCAGAAGGACCUAUGUAUCAGAUGUUCAGGAGCCAGUUUCUUGCCUUCUCCAUCUAUCAAAGCUUUGUUCAGUUCCUUCAGUACUACUACCAGAGCGGCUGCUUAUACAGGCUGCGAGCUUUGGGAGAGAGAAAUCAGCUGGACCUCACAGUGGAGGGAUUUCAAUCUUGGAUGUGGAGGGGACUCACGUUUCUUUUGCCUUUUCUAUUUUUUGGCCAUUUUUGGCAGCUGUACAACUCGGUGACCUUGUUCCGCUUGGCAAGCCAUGAGGAUUGUAAGGAGUGGCAGGUAUUCAUGCUGGCUCUAACAUUUCUCGUCCUGUUCCUGGGAAACUUUCUCACCACGGUAAAAGUCGUCCACCAAAAAGUUCAGAAAAACUCAGAGAAGGUCCAAAAAACUGACUGAGAAUAACCUCAGCGAGGCAUCUUCAAGGGCCAGUCAUUUUGAAGUAACACGCACAAUCGCUUGAUGGACUGAACAGAGUGUGAUCAGGUCAAGAGACGACGAGGCUAAAGCCACCGUUUUCUCUCGGGCAGCAGCGUCCGGCCAAAGUUUCUGACAAACAUGUUUUUACAUAUGUAUGACUGUGUUGAUGUUCAUAUGGGCACAUCACAAAGUGACGUUCACCUGAUAGAUUAGUCUCUUUAACGUGUGUGUGUGUGUGUGUGUGUGUGGAAAGAGUGCGUUUAUUUGGGUGUUUGUGUCUGUGCAUGAACCUUAGCGGAGAGCCUCUGUUCAAAUCAUAUGCAAGUAAUGAGGGAAGGUAGCAUCGUUUAACAGAACAGAAAAUAGUUUGCCUUUGAAGACCUAACGUCUGUCACACACAUGCUUCAUACUUCUGUGAAGUAAUGAUGAUCAAAACGUCUCCCAAAAAAAUUGAUCAUUUUCAGUUUGAGGCUGUACUUUACCACCUUCUCUUUGUCUCAUCUCCCUGUUGUGUGAUAUUAUUUUUACUGCUAGUCUUUAGGUCCUGAAAAUCUCAAAUGUAAGUCCAAAGCUUAAAAAAAAAAAUCAAACUGAUGCUUGAGAUUUAUCUGAAAGGGUGGAGGAAAAAAAGAAUCCCUCUGCUGUCUCGAGUGAGAGCAGCUGCUCUGUCUUUACUGUUACUGUUUUGUUUCCAGAUGAGUUGGGACUACAAAGGGAGCGCUACAUUGUUUGUCUUUUUGAAAGCAGCGGUUUCAAAAGCCAUAACUUUUUAUUUUUUUCUUUUUCUUUUUUUUUUUUUUUUAAAUCCCAAGAAGAUGCACAUAACAUUUAGCGACACAGUUUUUGGGGAAGAUAGUUCAAAUUACUGUUCUGUGAGUUACCGUUUUGUUACAUGUUGGAGAAAUGUUUUGAUUAAAUGCUGCUAUUGGCACCAGUACUGUGAGACUGAUACUGAAUUAUGAUUAUUAUUUUUUUUUUUAUUUAAAUGUAUUCAAUUAUUUUUCUAAUUCCAAUCCACAGACCCAUAUACGCUAUAAUAUUUGAACUAAUUUAUGGUGAGACCCUUCACUUUGCUUCACAUAGUUUUCUCUGAUGCCUUACUUUUUAUUCAUGGGACAGGGGAGGGGACAAAAAAACACUUGUAUUGUGAAAAUGGUUUCAUUGAUUGUGUCAUGUCUUGUGCAAUCAUGCUCCUGGAGAGAAUCUCAGUAUCUGUGUAUGACUUUUUUUUUUUUUUUUUCUUUUUUUUUUUAUUGAGGGAAAUUGAUCACAUCUGAUGUGAUUUAAAACACUUUGUCUUUAACACACAGAAAAAUUGUACGUAGCCAUUUUUUCAAGAAUGCAAUUUGCUCCCUGAGUUUUUCAUUCAUGUGUCCGUUAUGGUUAAAUCAGCACCUGAUUAAGAACAUUAACUCGUUUUUUCUUGUUCUCACAGGUGUUCACUGUAUUCAUUACAUUGUUUCAGUCCAACCUGUGAUAAAAGCCUAAAUAAACUGUGCAGCCGC
Molecule: messenger RNA, 2510 nt
Organism: Neolamprologus brichardi
Lineage: Eukaryota; Metazoa; Chordata; Actinopteri; Cichliformes; Cichlidae
Source: RefSeq, a predicted model, not a curated record